Molecule: messenger RNA, 2046 nt
Organism: Dovyalis caffra
Lineage: Eukaryota; Viridiplantae; Streptophyta; Magnoliopsida; Malpighiales; Salicaceae
Source: the annotation of a GenBank genome assembly
AUGGCUGAAUCAGUGAGGAGUGAUGGUAAAGGUAAUGAUAGCAUUGAGAAUUUGAUAGCUGCAAGGAAGUCAUUGAAGUUAAGUUUAGAGAAGUCAAAAUCAUUAGGGUUUGCUCUUGAGAAAGCUGGGCCUAGAUUAGAUGAGAUGAAAGAAAGGUUGCCUUCUCUAGAGGCAGCAGUGCGCCCCAUUCGUGCGGACAAGGAAGCACUUGAUGCUGCUGGUGGCCAUAUUAACCGUGCCAUUGGCCCUGCAGCUGCGGUGCUUAAGGUUUUUGAUGCAGUUCAUGGGUUGGAGAAGUCAUUGCUAUCAGAUCCGAGGAAUGAUCUUCCUGGGUAUUUGGCGGUGUUAAAGCGACUCCAGGAGGCUUUGAGAUUUCUGGGGGAUAAUUGUGGAUUGGCAAUUCAGUGGUUGGAGGAUAUAGUGGAGUAUUUGGAGGAUAAUAUUAUGGCAGAUGAGCGGCAUCUUUUGAAUUUGAAGAAGUCAUUGAAGGGUCUUAGGGAAUUGGAAAGUGAUGAUGACAGAGCUCAUCUUGAUGGUGGGCUUUUAAAUGCUGCAUUGGAUAAAUUGGAAGGUGAGUUUCGGCAGCUUUUGACGGAACAUAGUGUGCCACUGCCAAUGUCAUCAUCUUCAACGCUUGGGGAACAGGCUGUCAUUGCACCAUCACCAUUGCCCGUGUCUGUUAUUCACAAGUUGCAAGCCGUUCUUGGGAGGUUGAGGACUAAUAACAGACUUGAAAAGUGCAUAUCGAUUUAUGUAGAAGUUCGCAGUUCGAAUGUUAGAGCUAGUUUGCGGGCACUGGAUCUGGAUUACCUUGAGAUCUCAAUAGCUGAAUUCAAUGAUGUGCAGAGCAUAGAAGGUUAUAUAGCUCAGUGGGGCAAGCAUUUGGAGUUUGCUGUGAAGCAUCUGUUUGAAGCGGAGUACAAGCUUUGUAAUGAUGUUUUUGAGAGGAUUGGCUUGGAUGUUUGGAUGGGGUGCUUUUCCAAAAUAGCUGCUCAGGCUGGCAUUCUCGCCUUUCUUCAAUUUGGGAAGACUGUUACAGAAAGUAAGAAAGAUCCAAUCAAGCUUCUGAAAUUGUUGGAUAUAUUUGCAUCUCUGAACAAAUUAAGGUUGGAUUUUAACAGGCUUUUUGGCGGAGCAGCUUGUAUUGAAAUCCAAAACCUCACGAGGGAUCUCAUUAAGAGGGUGAUUGAUGGGGCAGCUGAGAUUUUCUGGGAACUUCUUGUUCAGGUGGAGUUGCAAAGGCAGAUUCCUCCUCCUCCAGAUGGGAAUGUUCCGAUACUGGUGAGCAUCAUUACCGAGUACUGUAAUAAACUGCUUGGGGAUAAUUAUAAACCAAUCCUGAGCCAGGUUCUGGUCAUUCAUCGAAGUUGGAAGCAUGAGAAGUUUCAGGAGAGGAUUCUUGUCGGUGAGGUUUUGAACAUAAUUAAAGCCAUUGAGCUCAAUCUGGAGACAUGGACAAAGGCUUAUGAAGAUGCUAUCCUGUCUAACCUUUUUGCCAUGAACAAUCACUAUCAUUUAUCCAAGCACUUGAAGGGAACAAAAGUUGGGGAUCUCUUAGGGGAUUAUUGGUUUAGAGAACAUGAACAGUACAAGGACUAUUAUGCUGCAAUCUUCUUGCGAGAUAGUUGGGGGAAGCUUCCAGGUCAUUUAAGCCGUGAAGGCCUAAUUCUAUUCUCAGGUGGGCGUGCCACUGCCCGUGAUCUUGUCAAGAAAAGGCUGAAAACUUUCAAUGAAGCUUUCGAUGAAAUGUAUAAGAAGCAGUCUAGCUGGGUUGUGCCAGAUAGAGAUCUCAGGGAGAAGAUAUGCCACCAGAUUGUGCAGGCAGUUGUACCUAUUUAUCGGAGCUAUAUGCAGAACUAUGGUCCUUUGGUUGAGCAAGAUGGAAGUUCAAAUAAAUAUGCAAAAUACUCUGUGCAGACUUUGGAGCAAAUGCUGAGCUCGCUAUUUCUGCCCAAGCCAGGAAGAUAUGCAAGUUUCAAAGGCAGGCAGCUUAGUGACAAAUUCAGUGUUGCAGAUCUUCGACGUACAACCUCUGCGGUGGUGUGA